Messenger RNA from Lymnaea stagnalis (great pond snail), 10330 nucleotides. NCBI's taxonomy places the organism in Eukaryota, Metazoa, Mollusca, Gastropoda, Lymnaeidae. The record is from the annotation of a GenBank genome assembly.
GGCAUUUGGUUAUUUUGACUCGAAACCGAGGCUCAUUACCAUAAUACAUUACGACCACGAAAUAAUUAGUAGGAGAGAAAGUGUAGUCCGUUACAAAGAGAAGUUUUGCCGUUUUCUUUGGUCUGAGUGGUUUAUAAGUUGUAUCAUUUUUGGAUCUAAAUUGCAGGUAAGCAUCAUAAUUUACGUUGAUAACAUUUAUUUUUGGUCUGAAAAUAUAUUUUUGAUGCUGAAAACGAACAGUGAGCAUAAUAAAUUUAAAACAGACUAGUAAAAAUAAGAUAAUUCAAGAGCUUUGCCCAACUCGAACUGGAGAAAAGUGAGGAUGUCAACGACUAGCAGGGUGUGGCAUUUAUGAGUUGUCGAUAUUUGGAUUUCAUGUACCACUGUGGAUGAGUGGUUGUUGUGCUCAUUUCUGGUGGGCCAAAUUGAUUUUCUAGGUCUCAAUUGCCGUUAAUGCCCAUUCAUUCAUUUUAAAAAGUUUCCAUAAUAAAUGAAGUUAUUUAAUAUAGCCUGCCUGCCUGCCUCUGCCUAAUACUAAUAAUACUAAUAAGUAAAUAAAAAUGUAAUAGUAAAUUUCAGCUCUAAUCUAAUCAUUAAAAUGCAAUUCAUUAAUACCAAAUUUAUGGUUUUAUGUCAAUUCUAAAGAAAAAGUAGGCAUAUCUUAAAAGCAAGAGAGACUACUUAAUAAUUUGUAUUGGAAUUUGGACUCAGGGCAGAAGAAUCCAAGUUUUUAAUUUGUUGACGUUGGUGCUUUUUCAUUUGUGAAAGAACUAUUUUGUCAUAAAAUUGUUAUUCAUCUACACAUUUACAGUAGUGGACAUUUUUGCCUACUCCUACAUUUCAAAUAGUUAAUUUUUGCGUAACAAUCCACAAUUGAACAACGAAGUUUCUAUGUGUCCGGGGCGCCGGACAAAUAGUGCGGGAGAUAUACUUCCGGUGGACAUGUCACGUGACCGCCGGACGACUAGUUCGCAUUAUUAUGCCGACAGGUCAUGUGACAAGUGGUUGCCAUCAAAAUAGUUGCAUUGCAUUUGAUAUUCCAAUAUUGUGUGUAUAUAUAAUAUAAUAUAUAUAUAUUAGUCAGCCAAUCCCUGGAUGCUCCGAGAUACAUAAAGUGUUUGACUUUGAAUAUUAAACCAGUCGGCCUAUAUACUAGGGGUGUGCCGGAUCCGUUUUUUCCAACCGGAUCCGGAUUUUCUUAUGCGAAAUCCGCCGGAUUCCGGAAUAAUCCGGUUUCUCCCGGAUUCCGGAUUUUGGUACUAUUGGUAGAUACUUCGGUAAGUCAAGGUAGACUACUACUUUUUGUGUAUAGGAAUUCGCAAUCGGCGCCAAAAAAUCCGAGUUUUUAAUUUUCCGAUGUGUGUGUCUAUUUAUUAUUAAAUUAGUACUUUCGAUAUAUAUUUGAGUUCCGUUCCAUUUGGGUAAGUGUCUUACGAGAGACGCCAUGUUUCUACGCGUUUGCAGCAGGUCAUGCAGCUCGCUCAACCUAAUUUCGCCAUGGGGUUGGCCACGCCCCCCUUUUUAAUGGCGGAAGUUGACGAUACUUAGGAAAUAUUAAUUUGUUAUCACUAUUUACAUCAAAAUAAUUGAUAACUUGUGUUUCAGAAUGCAUUUUAAAGACAUUUAAACUGGAGAGUUUUAAUUUGAGCUUUAACAACCCGGUAGAAUCCAUAUUAUAAAUGAUCAGAAUUUACCGUGUGCAACACGUUGUCAUUGGCAACCAUUCACAGCCACUUGCAUAACUGUAUCGUAGUACUACCUCAGAGUUUCAUUCAUAAGAGUUUGCCGUGUGCAAAAACUAUUAAACCAUUGGUCAGGGAAAGCUUUAAUUAAUUAUUCAUGUGCCAAAGUUGAAAGUUUAAACUAAGUCUAAACAGUAUUUUAGUGAUAAGGCAGGGAAUGCGUUGCCUUAUAUAAACUAUAUAGUCAUUGCGCAUGACGGGAUUGGCGGAAUGAGAUCACAGAAUGUGGAGAUGCAGGCCAUGUUAAAAAAUGACAAACCAAGUCGUACUUUAAAAAUUCAUAACUUUAAAACUACAACAGCUAAAAAUAUGAUUUUGGUGUUAUAAUUCUUUAAAAAAUUACCUCUUUUCAACUAUGCCAUUGGUUUAUUUUUACAAAAAGUUUAAAUUUUCUAAUCAAAGUCCCUACACUAUUGGCCACUAUUAGCGGUGCUGACUCUACCCUCUGGUAUGUUCGGAAUAUUAAACAUUAAACAAGCUCAACGCUCGAAACAAUCGAUUAAUGUAUUGUGAUCGUGUGGAAUUCGGGAAAGAGAAUUACUUUUAUUUCAGAUUAUGAUCCGGUGAGUCACAAAAUCUGGCAAAUUCUGAAAUCCGGUAUAUUCCGGAUUCCGGUUGUUCCGGAUACAUGUAAAUCCGGCGGAACCGGAUUUCACCGGAUAGUGCAAAAUCCGGCGGAACCGGAUUCCGGACCGGAUUCCGGCUCACCCCUACUAUAUACUAACUAGUAGUCAGUAGUAGGCCUACUACUACUAUUAAGUAGUAGGCCUACUACUACUAUUACUAAUCUAUUUGAUUCAGACUCUUCAAAGAAAAAAGUGCCAUAUCUUGGUUAACCAUCUUGUAAAGCUCUACCUUGAAGCCUAAAUUGAAAAUAUGAACCAAAUAAAAUAAGACCUUUGUCGAUAACGUUGUAUUUCAGGAUUAGUAUUUAGUAUUGCAUGAGAAGUAGGCUAAGCUACCACUAUAUCGGCUCUAUAUUAAGAUGUAGGGUUUAUUUCUUUGUGAACUUUCGGCCUCCCCACCUUAAACUUAAUUAUCACCCUCACUAUUACUUUGUUACGGCGGUCAUGUGACCUUGUCGCCGGACGAAUAUCUCGAUAAAGUAUUCUUCCGGCGGUCAUGUGACUUGGUCGCCGGACAAAUAGUGUGGGAGAUAUACUGCCAUUGAACAAAGCGUAGAGAAUCCUACACGGAAACCCGCAGUGGUGCAGAUUGCUUAAACAAAGUGUCUACAUGUCCAUUGACCGGGCGAAGAAAUUCUAGAGAUAUUCUUCCGGCGACCAAGCCACAUGACAGCCGUAAAAAAUUGUGAAAGAUUUUUGUCGUCAGCCUUCUCACGAGACCGCUAAUAUUCUAUCAGAAAAAUGGCGUUGGAGAUGCAUGUGGGCGAUGAGUUAACUUCAUUUCAAUAAAUAGUGGGGGGGGGGGGGGGCGGGGGUUGAGCAAUGGAUACUGGAAGAAAUACUGAGACUGAGAGCAAGAGAUAAAGGAUAAAAAUGAUAUUGAAGGUGAUAAAUAAUUAAAGCAGGGAGGCAGAUAGUUCACAAAGAAAUAGACCCUACAUCUUAAUAUAGGGCUAAUAUAGUGUGCUGCUGGGGUAGCCUACUUCUCACACAAUAUUAAUAGCCUAAAAUAAAAAAAAUUUGACAUAAGUCUAUUGAAAAUCAUCUUGCAGGUAUUGGUCUUAUUUUGUUUGGUUCAUAUUUCAAAUUUAGUCUACUAGGUAGAACUUUCUCUCUUUUUUUUUUUUUUUUUUUGAAGAGUCGGAUUCAAAUAGACUAGUAUAUAGGCCUACUAGUAUUAUAAUAGUUUGAAUUCAAAGUCAAACGCAUAUAAUAUACUUUAUAUAUCUCAGAGCAUAUGAAAAUAUUAAGAUAUUCAGUAUUUAUUUAUUAUCUAGGAAUCAGCUGACUAAUGUACACAUUAUUGGAUUUUCAUAUACAAUGCAACUAUUUUGCCAGAAACCUCUUGUCACAUGACAAGUCUGCUGGAAUAACAACACCUACUAGUAGUCCAGCAGUCACAUGACAUGCCAGCCAGAAGAAUAUCUCCCAUACUAUUUGUUGGGUCGCCGGACGUGUAGGCACUGCCUUGCUUAAAUUGACAUUGGCAAGGAGUUGAGAUAGAGUUUAAAAAAGAGCAGUGAAUUGAAGUUAGAGUUUAAAAAAGAGCAGUGAAUUGAAGUUAGAGUUUAAAAAAGAGCAGUGAAUUGAAGUUAUUCAAGGACUGAUGAAGAUAACAAUUACAAACCAUAUAUCUGUGAUCCUCAUAACAUUAUCAAAAGAGACACCAUGAUUUCAAUUUGUAAUAUUAUAAUCUGAACAAUAUUCUCCAAAAUAUAGUUAUGUAUAUCAAAGUGUUCACAUGGAAAAAGGGAACAAUAAAAGUAGCAUUUUGAAGGGUGAACUCAUGUGUCCAUUAAUAAAAUUAAUUAAUUUUAUAUCGCUGAGAGAAUAAUUUGUUUAAAAAAUGUAUAAUAUUCAGAUUAUAAUAGGCGCUUAAGUUUUUCUUGAAAAGAUAAUUUAAAGUUUCUUUCAAUAAUAUAUUCUUUCUGCUGUGUACCAUACGUUUUUACAAGAAAUGUACAUAGGUUGUAGUCAGUCAUUAGUCUUUUAGGCGACUGAGAUUUAUAUGAAUCCGUUAAAGAUGUUGCCUGCUGGAUGAAUACUGUAUUUGUCAUUUCCUCAACCAUUUUAUUUAUGUCUUUGUUAAAUUAUUGAAUCCAACAAAGCCACGUCCUUUUUUCUUUAAAUUUGCAGUGUUUGUUGUUACUGUGCAAAAUAAUCACUGAAAAACCAAAUGUGAAAAUAACAUUUUUGGGCCUGUCCAAGAGUUAAGCAAAAAUCAUUAGGGCAAGCAUAAAAGUAAUUCAAAUUUUACAAGGUAAAUAAAACAAUUAUAAGCCAAACUAUUAAAAAAGACUUAUGCUGCUUCAACAACUAUUGCCUACCAAUUGCAAAUAUGAUCAACAUUAUUAAGUCAUUUCAUAUGCCUUUUAAGGUAUUAAAAUUUCAUGUAGUGGUUAAUUAUAGUAUUUCAAAACGAGUCUAUUUUUUGCAGGCCUGACCAUUUUGAACACUUGAUUUUCACUUUUUUCACAUCUUUUGGUAGAACCUGUGAUAAAGUGUAAUUAAAAAAGUGUAUGUGAUAAAACUAAGUCAGGUUUUCAUUAGUUUAAUAAUUUAAUUUUUUUUUUACUUAUCCUUUAUUUUUACACUUUUCUCAUCCCAGUGUGUAAACGGUAGUACACAUUUUAGUUGAGGGUGGGAGCGACCCUCGUAACUAAAUCAGAACCUACUACCUUGUAGAAGUUAAGGGAUCUACAAAGGCUAGAGUACCUUAAACGAAAAUUAAGGCAGCUACCUAAAGAGCUGUAAGGGGCAGCCCCCAGACGGUUGUGCACAAGGCUAACAACAUUAGUCAUGUACAAAACAUUAACUCACGAAAGCCAAACAAAAAAGUUAACUAAUUCUAAUGGAAAUCAACCUAUGCCUGGAUAUUGACAUGAUUUUUGGAUUGCGACUUGAAUCUUACUAAGCCUGUUAGAGCAGGAGCCUUAGCCAACCUUAUAUAUCAGCUAAUUAAAUUUUUAAAAAAAGUUGCAGGAAAUUUGAUUGAAAAAUGCAGACAUCAAGACAAAAGACUACAUCAUAUUUAAUGGUGGCAACAACACUAACCCUCUUUGAAUAGGAUUUGCUGUGAAGAAAGACGCCUUAUGUGUAGUUAUAGGUUUUAAACCAGAGAAUGAAAGAUUGUGCUCUUUGCGUGUGCAAGGGAAAAUGUUUAAUAUAACAUUUAUAAAUGUUCCUGCUCCCACCGAAUAUACAGAAGGUCAGAUAAAAGAAUCCUUUUAUGAGACACUUGAAAAGAUCUGUGAUAAGACACCACAACAUGAUAUUAAAAUAGUGAUUGCCGAAUAGGUAAAAAACUAUUGGCAAGGAGACUCUGCUUGAAGAAUCCAAUGACAAUUGAAUGCGACUCAUAGACUUUGCUUAUGAAAAAGGGAUGACAGUAAGCAGCAUCAAUUUUCCACACAAAAAUAUACAUUAUUAUAGUACUUCGAACUCACCAGAUAGAAUCACUCAUCACAACCAAAUUGAUCAUGUUCUUAUCAAUCAGAGAAAUGGAUCAAACAUACUAUAUGUAAGAAGCUAUCGAGGAGCAGAUGGAAACUAUGACCAUAUACUUGUUAUGUUUAAAUAUAAACAGAUAAUAAGCAUAAUACACAAUGACCGAAAUCGAAGAGAAAAGCGAUAUAAUUACCACAAACUUACCCAAGACCCAUUAAACACAAAAGCUUACCAAAAUGAAGAAGCAGCACAUCUAGAAGCAUCACUGGAUGAAAUAAACAAUAAAAGCAACAUAAAUGAAGAGUGGGAUAAGAUAAAAAAAAUGCUAUGAAAAGAUCAGGAGAAAAGGUAGUAGAAUUUCAGCAAAAUAACAGUAGAGUAGGCUGGUUUGAUAAUGAAUGCAGAUAGACUAUCGAAGAAAGGAACAAGGCACGAAUGACCAUGAUUUAAAGGGAAACAAGAAAUAAGAGACAUGAUUGUUUCUCUAAAAAAGAUUAUUGUAUAACAUCCUUAUUUGUAACAUACUUUUGGUUUUAGCUAUUUUUGUUAUAAUUUUUAGUCUUCAAUGCUAAAAAUAAUAGGGGAGGAUGAUUAUCAACAUAUUGAAGUGUUCUCUGCUCGUUAGAUGUUGUUUAGCUCUUUACAUUUAUCUGUAUCUCUAAUUAUUUUCUCUCUCAUAUUUUUAGCCUAGCACUGAUAUUUUUUUUCUAGGUGACAUUCAUUUGCCAAAUUUUUUUGUUGUUCUAUAAAAUGUUUCUAUUGUUUUCUGUCCACUUUUAUUGGGGAGGCGUCACCGGGGUAUGGGGAUGUGUCCGCUUUUAUUUGAGAGACGUCGCAGGGGUGGGGAUAUUAUAGGUCGCAAUGUCACGCAAGGUGUAAGAUCUGUUAAAUUUACAUGUUGUGGACUUUGAAGGUGUCCUUAACAUAUUCCUGGCCUUGAAACUGGAGUGUCUGCUAUUGUAGGUUUUUAGUUCAUGCUCAUUGACAGGUAUGCUAACUAUAAGGCCAAAGAGUUAAUUUGACAUUGCACCUUAUACCAGCUUAUUGUCAAGGCACAAGCAAUUUGUCUAAUUUCCUGGUUCUGAAUGUGAUGCCUUAUGGUUUUACCAGUUGCUCACCUUAAACAUCACAUGUCUCGAGUGAAGAAAGACAUAAUUAAUUAUCCUGUCUUUCGUCCUUCCCUAUAUUUUUGGGUAUUUUACUAGUGGGAGUGGGGCUACUGACUGAGUUUGUCCUCUGCACUCUUGUCUGUAUUUCUGUCCAUUUUUCCAAUUCAGCAAAAAUGCUUCCCAGAUGUUUAAAUUCCUGGCAUCAGGGCAGGUAACACUUAUUAGUAACAGCUGAUUUUUGGGUCCAUUUUUUCUGGGAUCUGACCACCAUAACUAAACUAAUUCCAAUUUAUUAUCUAUAUUUUUUAUACUGAGCAUAUAUUUUCCAAGGGAAGUCUACUCAACUUCCAAUAAAGUACAUUAUAUUUAAUUUUAAAGCUAAUCCUACUUAGUAUUUUGUUAUUUUUAAGUCAUUGUUCCAGUCUCCACUGUUGGGUCUUUUUUUUUUCUGUGUAAUCCCUAUUCCCAUACAUUAUAAAUUUUCAAUAAUUUUCUUGUCUAAAAAUGUAUAAUAAUCAUCACAUCUCAAAUUUGAUGAAAAUAUAAUUUACAACUUUAAAAAAAAAAAAGUUGUCAAAUUUGAACUGUCACCAUUUUAUUUCUAGUAGUUUUUGUGCUUAAAAAAUAAGUUAAUUUUUGCAUAAUGCAACCUAAAAAGCAUUAGGAUGCAACCUAAAAAGCAUUAGGUUAGAUAAAAUUUGUCAAAAAUAUUGAAGGGUUUCCCAUGCUAUCUUUAAAAUAAAUGUGUUUACAUUUUUAUGAAGGAAACAAAUUGCCAAAAUUAAAUUAGUUCUGUGUCAUGCUGUUUCAUUAAAAGCAAAAUUGCCAUUUUACUACUUUCUGUGCAUCUGCCCUUUCAAGAGCUUGCACAUGCAAGGUAAGUAACACUGUUUUAUUUUUGAGUGACUUAAUUUUAAAAGAGUAGUUACCCGCUGAUCCCAUGCUCUCGCUCAUUUUGUCUCACAUGCUUCACCUGACACCUUUUUGGUAUUGCCUUACUCAUUCUGACUAGUAUCUCAUAAAUGACUAUAGUAUUCCUGUCUAAGCAUGGGUUACUUUUUCUUAAUACUGUAUUAUUUACUACCCCUUGUCUUGGAUUGUGAAUGUUUUAUCUUAAGUACUAUUUACUUGGAUUGAAAAACAUCUUUAUCAGACUGUAAUGAAGAAACUUUAUUUCUUAUUUAAGUUAUGUUUAGUAUACAACAGUAUAACUUGAAAUUUUCCUAGAAUAAUAGUUUUUAAUUUUUUAUUUUCAGGCCUUUGUGUAGUUCCUCUAAAGAGUUGGUGAAGGUAAAUAUUCUUAAAUGUUUGUCUGAGUUUUUGUCAAGCAUGCCAAUUUUUAAAAAUGUAAUUUGGGAGAAUCAGCUAUUGAUGGGGAAAAUCGAUAAUUUUAAAGAUAGUUUAAAAAAAACAAAACAUUCCAACACAGAAAUCAAUGACCUAGCUCACUUAUUUGUGGAAACUUUUUGCAAGAAGUAAGCAAAGAGACAAUAGAAAAUUAUUUGGAUAUUUAGAUAUUGGAGGUUUAUACAUUUUUAAACAUAUUUUGUUACACUGAUCCCAAGGUUGUAAAUAUAAUUUAUAUUUGUUUCCUUAUGCUUAAUAUGAGAAAUAUGAAUUUCAAGAAGUUAUUCAUCUGCUGAUUAAAUGAAAAGCUGAAACUUGGAAAUAAAUAGAGGUCUUAAUUUGAUGUUGUAUAGCCCUUUAUGUUGUCAUUUGUUGUUCUUUUUUAAAAGAACUUUUGCUUUAUAACCUGUGAAUUUUAAAUUAGCUUUAUUUUCUUUAAAACAUCUCCCUUUUUUUGUAUUAUUGUGUGCAAAAUUUCACCUUGCUAUAUGCAGAUUAAUCUGGCGUAAUUUUCAUAUUAUGAAUAUUUCUAUUUUUAUCAGUCGCUAAUACUGGAAUAAUUUUUUCAAACAAUUAGUUUAUUUAAUUAAUUAUUAGUUUAAAAAGUUGAAAAAUUUAACAUUUCACUAACAGAAAGUGAAGUUGGGUUGGCAAUCUUUUCUGUUAUAGGAUUACUUCAGGAAUAUAAAGAAAGUGACACAUUUUAAACAUAACAAUAAUAAUAAAUAUAAUGUCUGAAGAGGAGCAGUGUGAUUACACAUUUAAACAUGUUUUUAAUGUAUUUACACACUUUAUUAUUAUUAAAUACAUUUGUUUCUUCUGGGAUUUCAUUUAGAAAAGUAAGAAACCCUUUUUCCAGAUUUAUCUGCUUAAAAAUAUUUGCACUUUUAAUUCUUAUGCAUUUGUGUUGUGAUUGCACUAUUUCAGCAUGCCUGUCAAAGUCUCAGAUUUUGUUUUAUCGAUAUAUUAUUUCUUUUCUUUUUAAAAUAGUUAGAUAGCAUUUAAUGUUGUUCACACUUGUCUGUCUAUCCUAGCAUGCCAGCCUACACUAAUGCACGUGAGGCUGAGGCCCUUCGAAGAGCCAAAAUGGAGCUCCAGAGCCUUCAGACUCAGUCCUGUAUGAAAAGGCAAAAAACAUCGGAGACCUUAAAAGAUCUUGUGUCUUACUGCAAUAAUAAUUUGAAAAAUGAUAGACUGGUUUAUCCUGAUAAAGUAAACCCAUUUAAAACAAAGAAAAUGUGUACAAUUUUUUAAAGUUUUGUUCUUUCGAAACAAGGACUGAUUUAAGGCAGUAUAUACUGAAUUAAAUUUAUGAAGGUCAUCUGUGGUUUUUUAAAGACUGUUGCUAACCACUGCUAGUCAGAAACUUAAAACAUUUUUCAAUCAACAAUUAAGAUCUUGCUUAUUUUCAUGGUAGAUACAACAAUAAUAAAAUAAUUUGCAAUAUAGCUUUCUUUCUAAUGAUGCAAUUUUAACCAUUCCUAUUUCAUUAAUUUUUUUCUCAAGUCUUACUUUUUUUUCUGGAUGAACUGAUUUGAAGCAAAAAUAGUGUUUGGCACAUACUAACAAAGCGCAUUGAAAUUUGCAUUUAAAAUUUCAUUACAGCAAAUGAGCCUGCUUAAACCCCUGUAUUAUAGUUACUAUUGUAGAUAUAUAUAACCAAUUAUUAGUGAUAGAAUAUCUGGAACUGUUAAACUUCAAUAGAAAUUAUAUUUAAUCCUGAUAUUCAUUCUAAUAUUUUAAUAAUUUCUCCACUCUUAAUAAGAUAUAGCAAUGAACAAUCUAUGUUAUUUCAGUGCCUUAACUACACAUGAACACAUUAAAGCUGUAUUACAUAAAUACUUAAAAUGUUGAAGGAAAAAGGGGAACACACAUUAUUCAGUCAUUGGUUUUGUUUUGUGAAAUAUCUGCACAAGGAAAAUAAAUGAGCAUAAGCAUAAAAUGUUUUUAAACACUUUUACAACAAUAAGAUAUUUGUGAAUAUAUUUCCAUGACUUGUGUAAAACGGUUUGCCUGAGAUUAUGUUAAAGUGAUGAGAGUUUUUUAUUUUUAAGUGGAG